CUUGUGAAGUUGAAUUUGAGAGAUUGUCAAUCCUUGGAGGCACUUCCAAAGAGCAUCGGCAAUUUGAACUCUCUUGUGGACUUGGAUUUGUUUAGAUGUCCAUCCUUGAAGGCACUUCCAGAGAGCAUCGGCAAUUUGAACUCUCUUGUGGAGUUGAAUUUGUAUGGAUGUCGAUCCUUGGAGGCACUUCCAGAGAGUAUCGGGAAUUUGAAUUCUCUUGUGGAGUUGAAUUUGUCUGCAUGUCGAUCCUUGAAGGCACUUCCAGAGAGCAUCGGCAAUUUGAACUCUCUUGUGGACUUGGAUUUGUAUACAUGUCGAUCCUUGAAAGCACUUCCCGAGAGCAUUCGGCAAUUUGACUCUCUUGUGAAGUUGAAUUUGGGAGAUUGUCAAUCCUUGGAGGCACUUCCAAAGAGCAUCAACAAUUUGAACUCUCUUGUGGACUUGGAUUUGUUUAGAUGUCGAUCCUUGAAGGCACUUUCAGAGAGCAUCGGCAAUUUGAAUUCAUUUGUGCAGUUGAGAUUGUAUGGAUGUGGAUCCUUGAAGGCACUUCCAGAGAGCAUCGGCAAUUUGAACUCUCUUGUGAAGUUGAAUUUGAGAGAUUGUCAAUCCUUGGAGGCACUUCCAGAGAGCAUCGACAAUUUGAACUCUCUUGUGCUUGUGAAGUUGGAUUUGAGAGUUUGUAAAUCCUUGAAGGCACUUCCAGAGAGCAUUGGCAAUUUGAACUCUCUUGUGAAGUUGAAUUUGUAUGGAUGUCGAUCCUUGGAGGCACUUCCAGAGAGUAUCGGUAAUUUGAAUUCUCUUGUGGACUUGAAUUUGUAUGGAUGUGUAUCCUUGAAGGCACUUCCAGAGAGCAUUGGGAAUUUGAACUCUCUUGUGGACUUGGAUUUGUAUACAUGUGGAUCCUUGAAGGCACUUCCAGAAAGCAUCGGCAAUUUGAACUCUCUUGUGAAGUUGAAUUUGGGAGAUUGUCAAUCCUUGGAGGAACUUCCAAAGAGCAUCGGCAAUUUGAACUCUCUUGUGGACUUGGAUUUGUUUAGAUGUCGAUCCUUGAAGGCACUUCCAGAGAGCAUCGACAAUUUGAACUCUCUUGUGAACUUG
Molecule: messenger RNA, 1098 nt
Organism: Physcomitrium patens
Lineage: Eukaryota; Viridiplantae; Streptophyta; Bryopsida; Funariales; Funariaceae
Source: RefSeq, a predicted model, not a curated record